AUGAAACUGGUUUUUUCCAUUGCCGCGCAGGCGCUACUUUUCCUCCUCCUGGCGGGUUUAUCUGGUAGCGUGGAUAUGGACACUUUGCGAAAGAGGCCCCCCUGGAACACAAGUGGAAGGAUGAGUUCCAGUGUGAUGAGAAGCAAAGACGGGGUUCCGCGGUGGAAUGGCGAUGCUUCGCAGUUCCAGGAGUACGAGGACAUGUGUCUUCAAUGGGAGCAGUCCAUAGCACACCACAAGAGGUACCUGUGCGCACCACGUUUGAUAGCUGAACUGGGGAGGACGGCUAGAAAAUUUGUGGUUGGAAAGAAGCCGGAUUGGGUCUCCUACAACGGAGGCGUUGCCUACUUUUUAGGCCACCUUCGAAGGCACCUGGGACGACCGCAAAUACCAGAACUCUCAGAGCACUUGAACAGGUACUUCAGACAAAGCAAGAGACAGAAACAUGAGACCAUGAACACCUACAUAGUGAGAAAAACCGAAACCUAUGCCAGAGCUCGCCAGGCCUUAGCUCGUGUGCAGGAAGCUUUUGAUCGACGUCAAGAUCGGCAUGAUCAAUGGGGUCGAGGCGGGGGGUACCAGUCAUGGCAUUGGGGGACAUGGUCUUCACGACAGAGCUAUGAAGGUGGAGAUGAGUCUCUCGGAGAACCAGGUCAAGAAGCCAGUGAACCAACAGAGGGUCAGGACCAGAACACUGAGGGACAUGAUGGAGGACGGGAGUCACGUGAUGGAAGAAGUGGGAGUGAGUGGGGAUCGUCCUACACCAGGUCCUACCACCCCGAAGAUGAGGAUUGGACCCUUCAAACUCCUGAACUCCUACCUGAUUUCUUACAAGGAUGGUAUCUCUUGGCUGACUCAGGUUUGACUAGCCAGGAAAAGAACAUGAUCCAGACCGCGGUGGCUGGUGACUUCAGUCUCCUGCGGAUUGCUCAAGAGCUGCGAACCCAGUGGCCCGAGGACGACUUGGUCCAGCGGGACAACAACCAGAAGCACAGUGGCUUUUGGCAUGAUGAUGCCUUCAGCGACGAUGAUGAGCCCAACCACAUGUCAGCCAAUGCCUUGGUGAAUGAAGGCAUGAAUGAUGAGGGUUUGGCUUUGGUCACUCAGGCCGUCGAAGAGGCUGAGGAAGCCUUGGCUCUCAUUCAGCAGGGCAAGCGCACCUUGAAAGAAGCACGAGCCAAACAACACCAGGUGCGGAUGAACCGCCAAUACUAUAAGACCAAGACCUAUGAGACCAAGACGGCUGACAAGAAGCAGGGCAUGGCAUGCUUCCGAUGCGGAGGUCCUCACCGAGUUCGAGAUUGCCCAGACCGUCAGGCUCCUAGCGGUUCCUCAGCUCAGAUGACAGAUGAGGCAGCACCUUUUGUCUGCUUCACUCAGGGCACUUCUGAGGCCUAUCAGGCCAUGUCUUGUGAUGAAGCUCCAGCACCUCUCAUGACCACAGAGCAAGCUGUGACUGCGGGCUAUGGCAUUGUUGAUGGUGGGGCCACACGAACCAUUGGGUCCACCUAUGCACUUGAAGCCAUUGCCUCGGAGAACUUCAAGAAGCGUCAAGAUGGAGGUGUCCUGGAGGUGGAUUGUCAGAACACCCCGAAGUUUGGUUUUGGCAACAGCAGUGUGGAUACUUGCGUCAGCACUGCCAAGAUGAAGAUCUAUGCUGACUCCAAGCCAGGUGUGCUUCAAGUACACGCUCUGGAUCGAGGACAAGGACCAGUACUGCUCUCGAUUUCCACACUUCGAGCACUGAAAGCAGUGAUCGAUUUCGAGUCUGAUUUGAUUGUUUUUCGAGCUCUCGAUGACAAGAAGGCCAUACAGGCCACACGAUCUCAGGCUGGCCACCAGCUGCUGCCUUUGACGGAUGAUCUGUACAGAGAUGCGGUAGCGUGUCAUCAGAGGGUUCCCAGCUUGCGAGAGAUUCGCAACGUGAUCCUCUUUGUGAUCCACCGAUCAGCGACCAUGUCGAAAGCGCCCACCAAAAUCGAGCUCAUCGAAGCCAUCGAGUCCCUGGGAGAGACGCCUCCCUCCAGUUGGACGAUGGUGGAACUCAAAACACGCCUAGCCGAGCUCAAGGAGGAACAUGGGCUGGACAACAAGACCCUUCGGGUCAAGACCGAACUGCAGGAGUGGACCAUCAAGCUCAACAAGGCCGCCACCAAGAAGGCCUACCUCCAGGCAUUUUGCCAGGACUCUUUGGGCCUCAAGAUCACUGGCUGCGAGACCAUCGACCAGCUGAAGCGGGCCGGACUGGAGAAGAUCUACAUGAUUGCCAAGCCACAUCCCUCCGAUGGCGUGGGAUUUGGAGCCCACGCCAGCCUGACCUACGACGAAAUUCGUCUGGCUCAGUCGGAGUACUGCAAGUGGGUAGUGACUACGGCAGCGGAAGGUGGAUGCAAUUACCGCCUGAGUCGCCUUGCCAGAUGGCUGGAGAUGGAGGCCACUGCUGGCCCAAAGAAGCCAGUGCCAAAGGUUGGCCCUCGGAAAAGCAAAGCUCCUUCCAAUCGCAGUCACAGCCCAUCGGCUGCCAGCACCAUGUCAUCCCAGGCCAUUGCCAUGAUGACAACCAUGAUGCACACCAUCGAGAGCCUGAAAGAAGAAGUGGAACACCUCAAGGAGGAGAAGCCCCACAAGAAGGCCACGGGUGGUGUGCUCACUCCUCGCGAGGAGAAACUAUGCCUUAAGGUCUUGAUGGAGAAACUGGUGAUCUUGGACCCAACCAUGACAGCGGAAGAAGCUUUAGCUGAGUCUGUGAGGGUUUUCAACAAUCGAGAGUUGGUGAGGGGCUACUCACCUAUACAACACGCCUUAGGGCGAGCCCCGGACGAAACAGGUCGUUUCAUCCACAGUUUGUGCAGUCCUCUUCCUGAAGUUUUACUGGAAAACCCAAAUGGGGAAUUCAAACGGAAUGUGGAAAGAAUGAAACAUGCUGAGCAAGCCCUUUCUGAAUGGCAGGCACAACAAAAGGUGACAAAAGCCUUGAACUCAAGAGGCCAACGUCUCAUGGACUACAGACCUGGUGAUUUGAUUUACUACUGGAGAAAGCAGAUCAAAGGUGAGCCAGCCAACAAGAACGGAAAAUUCUUAGGCCCAGCUCGCAUUUUAGCAACUGAGUCCAAGCGGGAUCCCAAUGGAGCUCUACGGAAAGGUAGUGCCAUCUGGUGCGUGAGGGGUCGUCGAGUCAUCAAGUGCUGCGUGGAGCAACUGAGACCCGCGUCAAAACGAGAAGAACUCCUAGAACAUUUGGGAGAGGGUGAACCUGAAGCACCAUGGACUUUUCCAAGAAUCACUCAAGAACUGGGAGGCAAUGAAUAUGAAGAUGUCUCUAUGGAUGUUCCAGAACAAGAAGAUUGGGAAGCAGCUCAAGAUCCGAUGGUUGUUGAGCCAGGUCCUCGGAGACAUAGCACCAAGAGACCACCUACACCGAGACAAUCACCAACCCACAUUCAACCUACACCAUCAAAAUCCUCACGGUCCAGCGGAUCAGCAACGGCACAUGUCACAGAAACACAACAAACUGCUUGGUGGAAUUUCUUGGAAGAACCAUUGCCUGAGAACACAGAAGGUUCCGGUUUCUGGGAUCAACAACAUGCAGCAGUCACCAUUGAGGUACCCCUGCCGGAGUCACACCGAGGCCUUCUAAAGGCUGUGUCGGAUUUUGAAACCUUCUUUGUGGGCGCACUCAAGCGCCGAGCAGUUGAAGUGCACGAGAAACAUUUGACACCAUCAGAACGACAGCAGUUUCAAGAGGCCAAAGAGGCAGAGGUACGGAACUUUGUGGCAGCAAAGGCAUUCGAGGCUCUACCGCCUGAACUGAAACCUGAUCGGUCACAAGCCAUCGGCAUGCGAUGGCUUCUUACUUGGAAGCUGAAAGAGGAUGGAGAGCGGAAAGCAAAAGCAAGAGCAAUACUGCAAGGAUAUCAAGACCCUUCUUACGAACAUAGAGCCACCACCACUCCUGUGAUGACAAGGAUGACACGCCAGCUCCUAUUGCACGAAGCGGCGAGGAAAAGGUGGAGGGUACGCAAAGGUGAUGUUACUGGUGCCUUUUUACAGGGUCGUGAAUAUCCACAAACUCUUUACUGCACACCAUGUCCUGAAAUAUGUCAAGCCAUGGGCCUGAAACCUGGAGAAAUCACAAAGAUCAAACGUGGCUGCUAUGGCCUAGUGGACGCUCCUUUAGAGUGGUACAAAUCAGUGUGCGAAUAUCUGGAAGAACUCGGACUUCAAAAGUCCUGGUCAGAUCCAUGUUGCUGGUUAUGGAAACCAAAUGGCUCCAUCGCCGGCAUGAUAGCCGGUCACGUAGAUGAUUUCCUUUUUGCUGGGCCAGCUGACAAUCCAGCAUGGCAAGAAAUUGAAAAGAAGAUUCAGCAAAAGUACAAAUGGACUGAUUGGGAGGAAAACUCCUUUGUGCAGUGCGGAGUUCUCAUUGAGGCCCAAAAAGAUGGCUCCUUCUUUCUUUCUCAGCCAAAGUAUUUAGAUAAGGUCAGUGAAAUCAGUUUAAGUGCGGUCAGGCGAAAGGACGCCAACGCACCCACCAGUGAAAAAGAGAAGAGCUUGCUGAGAGCAGUGUUCGGGGCACUGAGCUGGCACGCUCAGCAGGAGUUGGAUUUGUUCUACACCAUGAAGGGCAUGUGGCGCAUCGUGGAGGACGAUGGCAUGAGGUUUAGAGCCAAGAAGAGCGUUGUCUUCGGUGUGGCCUGUCAGUUCCUCAUUUUACCCUUCCUGGGCUUUUCAGCCGCGAAGGCCUUCGAUUUGGAUCCCGUCUAUGGCAUCAUGCUGAUCACGGUCACGUCCUCUCCGGGAGGUGCUUAUAGCAACUGGUGGUGUUCAGUCUGUAAUGCCGACCUGGCUCUGAGCAUAGCAAUGACCACUUGCUCGACCAUUCUGUCCUGUGGCUUGACACCUCUCAACAUGCUGCUCUAUAGCUAUUGUGCUUAUGGCGAACUUCUGAACUUCAACUUUCUGAAGUUGGUACAGCCUGUUUUGAUCGCGGCUGUUGCCAUUGGCUGUGGCCUUACAGUGAGCCGGCUCUAUCCGAAAAGUCGAUGGAUUUGGAACAUUGUUGGAAAUGUAUGUGGAGUGCUUCUGAUCGCUUUGAAUGUAUUUGUCUCCUCGAACGAUCAUCCAGUAUGGGAUAAAGAGCCUAAAUUCUACGCUUGCGUUUCCAUUCCAUGCCUCUGCAGUGUUGUCAUAGCCCUGGGACUUGCGAAGGUGAGUUGCAGAGUUCCUGGACCGGAGGCUGUGGCCAUUGCUGUGGAGGUGUGUUAUCAGAACACUGGCCUAGCCAUGGCGAUUGCGUUAUCGUCCUUUGAAGAGGACGAUGCCUCCAAGGCGGCUGGUGUGCCGCUGUUUUACGCGGCUCUACAAGUGCUUGUUCUACCUAUUUUCUUGCUUCUGGCGUGGAAGCUGGACAUGACCUACGCGAAGAGAAAUGAACCGCUGUGGCGGGUGAUUUUUAUUAGUCAUCAGCCAAAGGGUUCCACGGAGGAGGCAAGUGUGAUUCCUGCCCCCAGCAGUGUUUGCUCCAGAAGCUCCAAAAAUAGUGAGGAGGUUCAGGCGGCCAAUGACGUGAAAGAGGUCGAUCUAGAACAAGGCAAGGGAAAACAGGAGGAAGGACCUGUGAAGGAGUGA
This is a messenger RNA of Cladocopium goreaui, 5628 nucleotides long. The record is from the annotation of a GenBank genome assembly. NCBI's taxonomy places the organism in Eukaryota, Dinophyceae, Suessiales, Symbiodiniaceae.